AUGAGUCAGACGACGUGGAACAGACACAUGGAAGAAGUUUACAUGGAGGUGACCCACACGGUCAGCGUUCAAGUUUGUGCAGAGUUCUUGCAAAAGCCACCGGAGGCCAGAAAGGACGCCAGCUUCUUCGAGAACAUGUUACAUCUUUCGCGCCGCUUGGCAUUCCCGACUCGAGGAAAUUUUCGCAUCGACGUGAAGGGCCGCAUGCUCAUCGUGGGAGUCCAGAUGGAGGUCUCAGGUGACCUGGACUCCACGAGCCCCAAGAUUCUCGGCGCAGUGCGCAAGGUUCAUUCGUCCCUCCGGCAUUGGCAGCGGAGUUCGGCUGCUACACCCCGUGGCGGCUGA
Symbiodinium sp. CCMP2456 is the source of this 345-nucleotide messenger RNA. NCBI's taxonomy places the organism in Eukaryota, Dinophyceae, Suessiales, Symbiodiniaceae. The record is from the annotation of a GenBank genome assembly.